Molecule: messenger RNA, 873 nt
Organism: Zingiber officinale
Lineage: Eukaryota; Viridiplantae; Streptophyta; Magnoliopsida; Zingiberales; Zingiberaceae
Exons: 2
Coding region: 1-873 (290 amino acids)
Molecular function (GO): protein dimerization activity
Source: RefSeq, a predicted model, not a curated record
AUGGUUGAUGAGGCUAGGGACAGUUCAGUGAAGGAGCAUAUGAGAGUUGUUUUGAGGUAUGUGAAUAAAAAAAAAAGUGUGAUUGAACGAUUUCUUGCAGUUGUGCAUGUGCCUGACACUAGUUCUCAUUCUUUGAAAAUGGCUAUUGAUGCUUUAUUUGUGCAACAUGGUUUAUCAUUAUCUAGAUUGAGAGGCCAAGGAUAUGAUGGAGCUUCAAAUAUGCGUGGUGAGUUCAAUGGAUUGAAAUCUCUGAUACUACAAGAAAAUCCAUUUGCAAUGUAUGUUCACUGUUUCUCUCACCAGCUCCAAUUAGUUCUUGUUGCUGUUGCCCAUGACAAUUUUACUGUUGUUGAUUUAAUUAUACAAGAGAUGAAUAAUCGUUUUUCUGAAGUUAGUACGGAAUUGCUUGGUUGCAUAUCAUGUCUUCAUCCAAGAAAUUCUUUCUCUCAAUUUGAUGUUGACAAACUCAUCCAUCUUGUUGAUUUUUAUCCCGAGGACUUCUAUGGUACUGAUUAUUUAUUUUUGGAACAACAACUUAUGAGUUACUUUUAUAAUCUGCGGGAUGAUCCUUACUUUUCUUCAAUUGAUGACUUGGGAAUUCUUGCUCAGAAAUUGGUUGAGACUGAAAAACAUUUAGUGUUCCCAUUGGUUUAUCGUAUGAUAGAGUUGACAUUAGUUUUACCAGUUGCAACUGCUUCGAUUGAACGAGUUUUUUCUGCAAUGAAGACUGUGAAGACUGAUUUACGCAAUAGAAUGAGAGAUGAAUGGAUGAAUGACAGUCUAGUUGUAUACAUUGAAAAGGAUAUUUUUUCUACAAUUGAAAAUGAGCAAAUAUUACAACAUUUUCAACAAAUGCAGUCUCAUAGAAUCUAA